ACCCCAAAAAAGAAGAACUUUUGCUGAAACUGCUGGAGGAGAGACGGAUCCUGCCCCUGAAACCAUGGGGCCUGUCAGCUACUCAUCAGAGACCUAUGACUUGAGCCAGGUGGAGCUGAGCGGUUACUACGAAGCCGAGAACACCACCCCGUCUUUGGAGGGCUACUUUUGCUUCAACCCAGCCUCAUCUGUGGUCGGCAACCAGAGCGACCCCUUCAGAAAGGUCUUCAUGCCUCUCAUCUACCUGCUGAUGUUCGUCGUGGGGACUGUGGGCAAUGCCCUGGUCCUGGUCAUUUUAGAGAGGUUCAAGCGGUCUCGCACCACCACGGAAAACUUCCUCUUCCACCUCACCCUGGCCAACCUGGCACUGUUGCUCACCUUCCCCUUCAGCGUGGUGGAGAGCUUGGCUGGGUGGGUAUUUGGGAAGUUCCUCUGCAAGAUCCUCAGUGCCGUCCACAAGAUCAAUUUCUACUGCAGUAGCAUGCUGCUGGGGUGCAUCGCGGUGGACCGCUACCUGGCCAUCGUCUAUGCAAUCCACACCUACCGCAAACGCAGAGCUCGCUCCAUCCACCUCACCUGCACGGUUGUCUGGCUCUGCUCGCUGCUUUUGACCUUACCCGAUCUCAUCUUCAUGGAAGUCUGGACGGAUGACAGCAACCGCAGCAUUUGCUAUUUUCCAGAGGUUGGGAUCGAUGGCAACAACGUCUGGCUGGCGACCCGCUUCCUCUACCACACUGUGGGCUUCUUUGUCCCCCUGCUGGUCAUGUGUUACUGCUACACGGCCAUUGUCCGGGCUCUGUGUCAGUCCCAGCGCCUGCAGAGGCAAAAAGCUGUCCGCGUGGCCAUCCUGGUCACAGGUGUCUUCCUGCUCUGCUGGAGCCCGUACCACAUCGUCAUCUUCCUGAACACACUUACCAAGCUAGAAGCCUUCACCAAGAAUUGUCUCCUGGAAGACCAGCUGGACACGGCCAUCAUGGUGACAGAGGCGAUUGGCUUCACACACUGCUGCCUCAACCCCAUCCUCUACGCCUUCAUUGGAGUCAAGUUCCGUAAUGACUUCUUCCGGAUCCUGCAGGAGCUCGGCUGCAUAAGCCAGGAGACCCUGCAGGAGAUCCUGGAGGUGGCGAGGAAGGGCAGUGGGAUAGAGUCGGACAACACCACCUCUAUCUCCACUUUCUAG
This is a messenger RNA of Charadrius vociferus (killdeer), 1180 nucleotides long. It is a transcript of the gene CXCR5, whose product is annotated as chemokine (C-X-C motif) receptor 5. The transcript is spliced from 2 exons. Gene Ontology annotation, cellular component: membrane. The record is from RefSeq and is a predicted model, not a curated record. Gene Ontology annotation, molecular function: C-X-C chemokine receptor activity. Gene Ontology annotation, biological process: immune response; chemotaxis; G protein-coupled receptor signaling pathway. Lineage: Eukaryota; Metazoa; Chordata; Aves; Charadriiformes; Charadriidae. Bases 65 to 1180 code for a protein of 371 amino acids.